GCAACCAGCGUGGCUCCCACCAUGGCUGAAGAAGAGGAAACUGCUGCUCCCACGGAGAAAGUUAUCCGGAUCCAGAGGGUGUUUAUAAACCUGCUGGACUCCUACAGCAGCGGAAACAUCGGGAAGUUUCUAUCUAACUGUGUGGUUGGGGCUUCACUUGAAGAAAUUACAGAGGAAGAGGAAGAGGAAGAUGAAAAUAAGUCGAGUACGCUGGAAGCUUCCUCAACCAAAGUGAAGGAAGGCACAUUCCAGAUUGUGGGCACGCUGUCCAAGCCUGCCAGCCCGCGGCCUGACUUUGCAGUGGAGGCAUACUCUGCCAUCUCCCGAGAAGACCUUCUCAUGCGCCUGCUGGAGUGCGACGUUAUUAUUUAUAACAUCACUGAGAGCUCACAGCAAGUGGAGGAAGCCAUCUGGGCAGUCUCUGCACUCAGUGAAGAAGUCAGCCACUUUGAAAAGCGAAAGAUAUUUAUUUUACUAUCCACAGUGAUGACUUGGGCGCGAUCCAAAGCCCUGGACCCCGAGGAUUCUGAGGUUCCAUUCACUGAAGAAGAUUAUCGAAGAAGAAAGUCUCAUCCUAAUUUUCUGGACCACAUAAAUGCUGAAAAAAUGGUUCUCAAAUUUGGAAGAAAGAACAGAAAAUUUGCAACUUAUGUAGUUGCUGCUGGACUCCAGUAUGGAGCAGAAGGAGGCAUGUUACACACAUUCUUUAAGAUGGCUUGGUUGGGUGAGAUUCCUGCAUUACCAGUUUUUGGCGAUGGAACAAAUGUAAUUCCAACAAUCCACGUUCUUGAUCUAGCAGGAGUGAUACAAAACGUCAUAGAUCACACGCCAAAGCCUCACUACCUGGUUGCUGUGGAUGAAUCUGUUCAUACCCUGGAAGAUAUAGUCAAGUGUAUCAGUAAAAAUACUGGCCCUGGGAAAAUCCAGAAAAUACCCAGAGAAAAUGCAUACCUAACCAAGGACUUAACGCAAGAUUGUCUUGACCACUUACUGGUCAACUUAAGAAUGGAAGCGCUCUUUGUGAAGGAGAAUUUUAAUAUCCGGUGGGCAGCCCAAACAGGAUUUGUGGAAAAUAUCAACAGUAUCCUCAAAGAGUACAAGCAAAGCAGAGGAUUAAUGCCAGUCAAGAUCUGCAUUCUCGGUCCCCCUGCUGUGGGAAAAUCCAGUAUUGCUGAAGAAUUGGCCAAGUACUACAAACUACAUCACAUCCAGCUGAAGGAUGUUAUUUCUGAAGCCAUAGCAAAACUGGAGACGAUUGUUGCCCCUAAGGAUAUAGGGGAAGGAGAAGAAGAAGUCGAAGAGGAAGAGGAGGAGGAGAAUGUGGAAGAUGCACAGGAGCUCCUAGAUGGCAUCAAGGAGAGCAUGGAGCAGAACGCAGGUCAACUAGACGAUCAAUAUAUAAUUAGAUUUAUGAAAGAAAAGCUAAAAUCAAUGCCUUGCAGGAAUCAAGGUUACAUUUUGGAUGGAUUCCCAAAGACCUAUGAUCAAGCAAAAGACCUGUUCAAUCAAUUUGUUUGUGCACUGGAUGCUUCGGAUGAGUUUCUGAAGGAGCGUGUGAUAAACCUUCCCGAGAGGAUCGUGGCCGGGACCCACUAUAGCCAAGACCGAUUCCUCCGGGCUCUGAGCAACUACCGGGACAUCAAUAUCGAAGAUGAGACUGUCUUCAACUAUUUUGAUGAAAUUGAAAUUCACCCGAUACAUAUUGAUGUAGGAAAACUUGAAGAUGCUCAGAAUAGACUUGCUAUCAAACAGCUCAUCAAAGAGAUUGGGGAGCCUCGAAAUUAUGGUUUAACAGACGAAGAAAAGGCAGAAGAGGAGCGGAAGGCUGCAGAGGAGCGGCUGGCCAGGGAGGCUGCUGAGGAAGCAGAAGGCGAGCACCAGGAGGCCGUGGAGAUGGCAGAGAAGAUAGCUCGCUGGGAGGAGUGGAAUAAACGACUAGAGGAAGUGAAAAGAGAAGAAAGAGAAUUACUGGAGGCUCAAUCAAUUCCCCUGAGAAACUAUUUAAUGACCUACGUGAUGCCAACUCUUAUUCAGGGCCUGAAUGAAUGUUGCAACGUCCGACCCGAAGACCCUGUUGAUUUUCUGGCUGGAAUGCAAUGGCACAAUCUCGGCUCACUGCAACCACCACCUCCUGGGUUCAAGCGAUUCUCCUGCCUUAUCCUCCCGAGAAGCUGGGAUUACAGGCGCCCACCACCACACCCAGCUAAUUUUUUGUAUUUUAGUAGAGAUGGGGUUUCACCAUGUUGGCCAGGCUGUUUUCGAACUUCUGACCUCAAGUGAUCCACCGGCCUUGGCCUCCCAAAGUGCUGGGAUUAUAGGCAUGAGCCCGGCCCUGGAUGAUUUUUAAAUUGUUACUAAUACAAAUACAUGACUAAUAAAAACUUGCAAAUUGCUGACUUGUCUUUUUUUCAAUUGUAGGCAGAAUAUCUCUUCAAGAACAAUCCUGAAGCGCAGUGAAACUUUAAAGAUCUAGUAUUAUCUACCUUUACAGAACCACAGAUCACUUAUUGUACUUUGAAAAACUGCUUUGAAAAAUGCUUUUCCAGUUGUUAGAAAAUUCUUUUUUUGUAGACGAAUAUUCUAUAAACUAGAAUCCCUAUUAAAAGCUAUAUGACACGAAUGACUACGUCAUUAAAACUGUAUUUGAAAUGUAAACUGAUAAAGACAUUUGUGCAUAGCUCAUGAGACAAAUACCGAUUGAACAUUUUAUUCGUUAGUCAGGUCUAAAUAUACCACUCUGUACACUAAUGUUUAUAGGUAUUUAUAGCAUGAAGAAAAUCAGACUAUAUAUUGUAGACUAUAUAUUAUUCUAACAUGUAGGCUAAUUUACAUGACUUGUUAUUGCCCCAGUAACAAUGUUAUUAGAAAUGGAAAUAAACUGAAGUGGUUUAUGCCUGUUGACUCACAGUCAAUCAGACAAGAUUGGUGUCUGUAAGGUUGCUUUUUUUUUUUUUUUGAUGAAGCAAUGGCUAGGGAAAGGUGGCUUUGAGUUCAGGGUCAGGAUCUCAGACAAUGAAUCAGAGAAAACUGUAAACCUUUAGGCAGAGAAAUUUGCGUAACAGGAUAAUUCCAGUCUUUGUGAUACGAAGUUGCUAAAUAUUUUCAACACACUUUAUAACACAGGCAUAAGUUAUCAAUCCUAUGGUCUUUUCCAGUUCUAAAAAUCCCAUAAGAUUCCUAGAAUUACCCUAAAUGAGAAACUAGGUUUAAGCAUAUGUAUUUUAUCCCUUUAAAUAAUGUAACCUAAUAUAACUGAUUUUUUAUUUGUGGUAAAAUACAUGUAACAUAAAAUUGACCACUGUCACCAUUUUAAAGCAUAUAAUUCAGUGGCACUAAGUUCAUUCACAAUGAUCUGCAGCUACCACUAUCUAGUCCAGAACUUUCUCAUCACCCCAAAUGGAAACCCAGCACCUAUUAGGCAGUCACACUCCAUUAUUCCCUCCCCCGAGUUCCAGGCAACCACGAAUCCACUUUCUGUCUCUAUGGAUUUACCUAUUAUAAAUAAAACCAUACAAUGGGUGGUC
Molecule: messenger RNA, 3524 nt
Organism: Piliocolobus tephrosceles (Ugandan red Colobus)
Lineage: Eukaryota; Metazoa; Chordata; Mammalia; Primates; Cercopithecidae
Gene: AK7
Product: adenylate kinase 7
Exons: 17
Coding region: 22-2280 (752 amino acids)
Biological process (GO): nucleobase-containing compound metabolic process
Cellular component (GO): cytoplasm
Molecular function (GO): nucleobase-containing compound kinase activity; ATP binding; aldehyde dehydrogenase (NAD+) activity
Source: RefSeq, a predicted model, not a curated record